GCGCCAGCAGCGAGAAGACGCACACCUUCUUGUCAUCACCUUGUUGUGCGCGCCCUGACAGAAGCAGCAGACUGCGUGGAGUGAUGGCGUGAUGGCGUGUCCUCUCAAGAAGGAUUCCACGGCCCACUUCCCUCCUCUUCGUGGAGCUUCUCGGGGGAACUUGUAACAAGUCCCAAGUUGCAGGGGGGGAAAAAGGCCCAGGCUUGGUGCGCGUAAGAAGAAGAAGAAGAAGAAGAUGCCAGCCAGGCGUGGCCAGGCGCGCGGAGGAUGUCAAUAAUCCAGACUUUUCUUCCAUCGGCGCACUCAUCGCAGGACUUGCUGUGCUCGUCUUCUUCUGCUCGCCUUGCAGACUUUUCUCGCCAUGCUGUCGCUUAACCUGACAGCCGCGCACGCCAUGGCGGAGGUGGGGACCUUCGGGGGCGCGCUGGACUUGGAUUUACAAAGUUUCCCUGCCUUCGGGAACGUGGCCCUGCAGCCGGAGACCACGCCGCCGGGCUUGAGCGAGCGUCUGGGGCAGAUAGAAGGGAGGCUCCAGCGGGGGUCGCCCACAGACUUUGGCCACCUCAGAGGCAUCCUGAGGCGGCGGCAGCUGUACUGCAGGACCGGCUUCCAGCUGGAGAUAUUCCCCAAUGGGACGGUGCACGGGACCCGGCAGGACCACAGCAGGUUUGGAAUCCUGGAGUUCAUCAGCCUGGCCGUGGGUCUGGUCAGCAUCAGAGGCGUGGAUGUCGGACUCUACCUCGGCAUGAACGAGAAAGGAGAGCUCUAUGGGUCGAGGAAGCUGACCCCAGAGUGCGUCUUCAGGGAGCAGUUUGAGGAGAACUGGUACAACACGUACGCAUCCACCUUGUACAAGCACAACGACACGGGGCGCUUGUACUAUGUGGCCUUGAACAAGGACGGCUCGCCCAGGGAGGGCAACAGGACUAAAAAGCACCAAAAACUGACCCACUUCUUACCCCGGCCGGUGGAGAUGGAGAAGAUCCCUCAGGCGUACAGGGACCUCUUCCAGUACAGCCAACUAAACCACUGAGGACGCUGGAAUCUGGUGCCACGUCUUCCGGAAUCAACCACUUUUAUUCCCCCUCCUCCUUCGAGCACUAACCGGCGGACGGUUGCCUUUUUCAGACCACUAAAGACACGGAAGGGUUCCAUACGUGACGGAAAGAAGCACUACUCACAGUUAAUGGAGGAGGAGGAGGCACAUUCCCACAUGGACGUAAAGGGAGGGAGCGGCAUUCCUGUGACUGUCUGAGAUAGUCAGGUACUGAAGAUUGUCUGGAAAUGUCCUUACAUGUGAAAAAAAAAAAGAAAUGAUGAAUGUGGGAUUGAUUUGAGAGCACUUAACUGCACAGCCCAGCUUCCUAGAAAUCACAUUCAUGGCUUUUAAAAUGAGAUUUUAAGAGGCAGCGAAUGCAAAAAGCACUUCUCCAACCGCGGUUGUACAGAAGACGUGCUCGACGUGUGAUGUUCGGAGCGUGGGGAACAUUAUUAGUGACAAAGACAGCAAGCAGCUGAGUGGGUGAUCCUAUUUAUGAGAUGUACGAUAUAUUUAUUUUCUACAUACAAAGUAUAAAUAGAAAUCUAUAUAUUUAUUUAUUGCAAAGACUUUAUUUUGUAAGGAACUUGAAAUUAUUCGGGGCUGUAGAUUCUACUGAAAUGACACCAUCUUGGUUUUUUGGGUUUUCUUUUUUUAGAAAAACAACAUGGAAUUAAAAGAAAAAAAAUGAAGAAGAGCAAUUUACAGAAAAAUAAUGUGGCGAUGUGUAGUGAGACUAUCUGUGCCUGCAUCCAAAUUUGAUGUACCGAUUAAAGCCACAUGUAGAAUGUA
Messenger RNA from Nerophis ophidion (straightnose pipefish), 1831 nucleotides. It is a transcript of the gene fgf16, whose product is annotated as fibroblast growth factor 16. Lineage: Eukaryota; Metazoa; Chordata; Actinopteri; Syngnathiformes; Syngnathidae. Gene Ontology annotation, cellular component: cytoplasm. Bases 362 to 1033 code for a protein of 223 amino acids. Gene Ontology annotation, molecular function: fibroblast growth factor receptor binding; growth factor activity. The transcript has 4 exons. Gene Ontology annotation, biological process: positive regulation of cell population proliferation; fibroblast growth factor receptor signaling pathway; positive regulation of endothelial cell chemotaxis to fibroblast growth factor. The record is from RefSeq and is a predicted model, not a curated record.